AUGGUGAACACACAGGGAUCGACACCUGGCGCGGUUCUCGUUAAGUUGAACCUCAAGGUUACUACUAGGGUCUGGUAUGUGGGAUAUCCAUGCCCGCAGUGGCAGCUUCGUCGACUUUCGGCUCUAGGCCGCGCAAUGCCCGACGUCCGCUGCCCCUCUGCUCAGUGCCAGGCAACCCACACCACCGGCCAUGUAACAAGCCGUGCCGUCAAGGUCUAUCUAGGAAACGUGUGGAUCUGGACGGCGGAGCAUGUCCUGAAUGACCCGUCUGACAUGCAGAUCUUGAUCUACAUUGGUCCCUCCUAA
This is a messenger RNA of Aspergillus alliaceus, 306 nucleotides long. RefSeq lists its product as uncharacterized. The transcript has a single exon. Lineage: Eukaryota; Fungi; Ascomycota; Eurotiomycetes; Eurotiales; Aspergillaceae. Bases 1 to 306 code for a protein of 101 amino acids. The record is from RefSeq and is a predicted model, not a curated record.